UCGCCUGAAAAUAAGCCAAAAGAUUCGAAAUUGGUAGAGGAUCGCCCAAGGUGAGAUUGCAUGCACGGUAAGAAAGCAAAAAUCAUAGGAUAUGCGUAAGAGUCAUACAAUGCGUACACAUGCAUCUUCGAACUUUCACUAUAAACUGUUAGCGAUGUCGUGCUUGAUGUCUCAGAACCAAGAUUGGCCAACUAUUUCUGCACUUUUCAUUUCCUGCUCCAGCUGCGGUACUCCACACUUAUGUCAGCUUUCCUAAACAGGAAUUUCUGAAUUUCUUCUCAAAUUUCCUCUUUCCAAAAAGGGUAAAGCGUCACCGUAUGUGGUAUCACGUCUUAUCUCCGUAUCCC
Molecule: messenger RNA, 347 nt
Organism: Periconia digitata
Lineage: Eukaryota; Fungi; Ascomycota; Dothideomycetes; Pleosporales; Periconiaceae
Source: the annotation of a GenBank genome assembly